This is a messenger RNA of Nomia melanderi (Alkali bee), 1281 nucleotides long. RefSeq lists its product as uncharacterized. The record is from RefSeq and is a predicted model, not a curated record. Lineage: Eukaryota; Metazoa; Arthropoda; Insecta; Hymenoptera; Halictidae.
ACGUCAGUAUUUAUUUUUAAGAUAUUUUUAAACUUUCAUUACAUUAUAUUAAUUGGUUGCAAUUAUUCUUAGUUGUGUAUUCAUUAGUAUAAUCAUCGUGAAUCACUUUUCUAAUCUAUAUCAUUUGUUUAUGCGUUUUCUUAAUUAAAAACGUCGAAUGAAACUUAUAUCAUAAAAAAUACUAAUAUUCUAAUACAACAGAUUUUAAUACCUACUAAUUGUACAAAUUAGGAUAGAAUCUAUAUUGUUGAUACAUCACGUUGCCAUACAAGUUAAUUACUGUUAUACAAUACGAGUCAGCUACUGUGUUCAAUUAUAAUGGAGUAACUCAUGCAUGUUCAAUCGAAUCAUUCAGUCAAGUGAGCUCGUUUCUAAAACGUUAAAAAUGAAUCAAGUAUCUUUAAUUUUUAUGUUUUUAUCAGUGUAUUUAAUAAUGAACAUAAUUUUGUGCGAUCGUUGUUGCCGAAUCAGUUCACGACAACUAUCAUAUUAUAAACUAAUUAAAUCGAAAGUUCGUUCAAAUAAUUUAAUACUAUCGAGAACAGCUGUACGAAAUGUGAACGAGUGCAAAGAAUUUGCUUUGACCAAGAGAGCUUUGGCUUUCAAUUAUGGCUUAGAAAAUAAUCCUUAUGAAUGGGAUUUUAAUACGCAAAACAAGCAACGUAUAGGAAUAAUUAAAAUUUGCCAAGCACUUCAGUGUCCAGAACUCCAUAAUUUUACUGUUUUUCUCAAGGAUAAAAAUUACAGAUAUUACAGCAUGUACCCUAGCUCUAUUUUACCUGGCCCAAAUUUUACGCUGAUUUGUAUUCCCAAGACAGGUGUAUUCGUAUUUUCGAGAAAUUAUUUGAAUUAUAGCCAAGCACAAAUUUCUUGCCAGAAAAUGAAUUCAUCUCUUGCACACAUAAUUAGUGACGAGCGUACAGACGGUCUGGCGAAAUAUAUUUCUCAAAAUACACCCACUUUCGUUGGACUCAGUAACCGUGACCAUGAGAAAAUUUGGAAAAACGAAUUUGAUGAACCACUUUCUUGUUUUAAAUAUCGAGCAUGGGGUGAAGGGGAACCAUCACAUACGCGGGGAUGUGUUAGUAUUAUGAAAUCAUCUAAAGCAGAAGGUAAUCCCUUUUGGAAAGUUGUACCAUGUGACAGUCAAUUACAUUUUAUUUGUGAAAUUUCACCAAUUUAUCAAUCUUCGUAUAAUCAAAAACACAAUAGAUUAUAAAUAAGAUACUUAUACUGAUACGAAAAUGCUUAAAUAAAAUGUAUUUAAAGUAAAUUAUGAAC